CCACGUUCGGAAAUGCGUAUAAAACCAUCUGCUCACAAAUCAUCACCGAAGCUCCAUCCCUAAAACCUCACGCCCAUGGAUUUCUCUGAGCAGGACGUGGACGUCUUCGGAGAAGACUACGACGAAGACCGCAUCGACGGCGACGGCGACGGUGACGGCGAGCGUCGAAAGACGAACCGCCAAUCGCCUUCCGGAUCGUCAUCGCCGUCGUCCUCAUCGUCCUCUUCCUCUUCAGCAGCGUCGUCCUCGUCGUCGUCCGGAUCUUCGUCCGACGGAGCGGAUAGCAGCAGCGACGGCGGAAGCCCUCGCAGCGGCGGGAGAGAAGAUGAGAACGGAGGGGAUUUGGAGAAUUUUAGUGGCAUGACAAACAGUCACCGUAGUGAGUUCGAAGAGCAGGAGACCGAUCUGUUCGGUUCUGAUAACGAGGAGUACUGUAAAACUCCGGCUACAAGUCGUUUUUCGAUUCCCGUACUGCCCCCUAUUCGUACAAAUAGCAGUCAGGGCAGAGGGAGUGGUCGUGGUCGGUGGCAGGCUGGGCAUCCAAAUGGUAGAGGAGCAGGUAUCCUUCCCCGCCCUGUACCUUAUCCGCCAAGGCAAAACUAUGGUUUCGGACCGAAGUUUUCCAACGGUCAUCGCGAUGAGCGUUUUGUUUCUGAACUCAAGCUAUCCAAGAGCGAAGAAACAUUAUCGAGGAGAUGCGUUGCAUUUCAGGAGCCGUGUGAACUUGCUUGCUAUAGCCGUGUGGAAGGUGGAGACGUCUGCUUUGACGAUCGCGGCUUGAGGCUCUUUAAACGUUUCAUAACAGAAGAUGUGGGAGCUGAUCUAAAUGAAGGUUUCGACACUUUUAUUGGGAAAAAAGAAUUGGGUUCCGAGGGUUUUGGUGACCUUCUUGCUUGCAUAAGGGACAAAAAUAUCCCGCUGCAGAACAUCCAUUUUGUGACAUUCCGGAACAACCUCAAUAAGAUAUUGGCUACACCUUAUAGCAGAAAUGAGCCCUGGGAGAUGGGGGUGCAUAAAAGGAAUGGGGUUGUCUACCUUGAUGUUCACAAACUUCCAGAAAGGCCUCAAAGUGACUUAGAUCGCAGAAGAUCUUACUGGGGAUAUUGCUUUGAGAACCUUGCAACUGAAGACCCCCAAAGAGCUGCGGGAGAAGGGAUACAUCAUGUUGAUGCCAAUGUUGAAUACUGUUCUGUGAUUAAAACUAAAUUAGGGGCUCAUCGGAUAUUGAUGGGGGCUGAAAUGGAUUGUUGCGAUUCAGCUGAUGAUGGAAAGAGAUUUUAUAUCGAGCUAAAGACCAGCCGUGAGUUAGAAUAUCACACUGAAGAAAGAUACGAGCGAGAGAAGCUCCUCAAGUUCUGGAUUCAAACCUUCCUGGCGGGUGUUCCUUAUAUAGUUAUUGGAUUCAGGGAUGAUGCUGGCCGGCUUGUCCGGACAGAGAGAUUAAGAACCAAAGACAUAACUCAGAGAGUUAAAUCGAAGAACUAUUGGCAGGGAGGAGUGUGCCUGGCAUUUGCUGAUGAAGUCCUCUGCUGGCUGUAUGGAACAGUCAAAGAAAAUGAAGACUACAUACUGCAGUUUGCUCCACCGUUUAAUCGUUUGGAGCUUCUGCAAGCUAACUCUUGCCCCGAUGCGAUCACUAACCAUGUCAAUCAAUUGUGACAUUUUCGGAGGUUUGCCUUGAAGAUCAUCGGAUGGAAAAGCCGCCCAUUUUUCGUCUCCCGGAAGCUUCAGACCUUGUAAAUUCGGCGAAGUGGUAACUGAAGAUAUCGGUUUGCUAACUCAGGCAUCGUCAGGAGUUUUGCUCAGGCCAUCUCAAAUGCAGCCAUAAGCCGGGAUCACGAUUCUCGGAUGUGUAAUAGAAGUUAGCUUGGAACUUCUAGCACGAGAACCGUUUUCCAUUUCCCAGCUUUGUCUGUACAUCUAGCUAGUCAUUUUUUUUGUUUUAAUCUGUGACUAUAAUAUCUGCAAUUGACACUAGAAAUCUUGGGUCAUUCGCGACAAACAUCAUCCCCAAGAUGAUGGCUUAUGCUCGCAGUUGGCAGUUGUUUACAGAAUGUUGGACAGUUCUCAUAAAAAGGCUGGUUUUGAUUCUA
Molecule: messenger RNA, 2093 nt
Organism: Rhodamnia argentea
Lineage: Eukaryota; Viridiplantae; Streptophyta; Magnoliopsida; Myrtales; Myrtaceae
Product: NAD-capped RNA hydrolase DXO1
Exons: 14
Coding region: 76-1659 (527 amino acids)
Biological process (GO): NAD-cap decapping; nuclear-transcribed mRNA catabolic process
Cellular component (GO): nucleus; cytosol
Molecular function (GO): mRNA 5'-diphosphatase activity
Source: RefSeq, a predicted model, not a curated record